Messenger RNA from Delphinapterus leucas (beluga whale), 6935 nucleotides. NCBI's taxonomy places the organism in Eukaryota, Metazoa, Chordata, Mammalia, Artiodactyla, Monodontidae. The record is from RefSeq and is a predicted model, not a curated record.
UGAAAACUAACAUGUAUUUCCUUUUGGAAAUGCUUUAAUAAUAGCUAUCUACCUUUCAGGAACUGGAGGAAUUGAUUAUUCAAAGGUUUCUGACAACUGAUGGAAAGAAGAGGAAAUCAGAUGUUUUAAUCUCCCUUUUCUUUAUUUGUCCUACUAGAAAGCUGUGUUCUCGUUCCAAGUUCACAGGCUUGUGUGCCAACCUUUGACAGAAGGUAUGCGUGCUUGGUCCAGACCUCACAAUGAAUUUCCAAAAAAUUGUUUUUAUCAGACUGAGACAAAAACAGCUAUGGGGAAGGUGAAAAUUAGAGAAAAACAGUAUGAACAGAAAGAUCUUCUGUUAAAUUAUGUUCUUCCCCUGUAUAUCAUGCAUUCAACUUAAUAUCACAGUGAAUUAAUACCAGCAUAUAAUAUGUUCACCUUCUGCCUAGCCCGGUUUUCUGUGGGUCAGUCUCUACAUUUCAAAGUUAAGCGAAUUUGGCCUCUGUCUCUGAGAAAAAGAAAAGUGGGUGCUUUGGCAUUGUCUUUGGUGGUUAAGCGCUUAACUUCCUUAGAAAUAAUCUCCUAUUCCUCACGAGCAUGUCCCUAGGUCCUAGCCCCAGUGGCUGCCAUUAAGUAGGCGCUCAAUAAAGAUUUGUUGACUAAAUGACCGGCUAUUCAAAAGCCCUCAAACUAUAUUUGUGGUUGAACCAGAACAAUUCUGUGUAACACUUUAAAUCUUAAACCAUUAAGAAUGAGAUGUGUUCCUGCGAGAUACUGUGGGGUUUUUAAUUUCUAGAAGUAUCCAGAAAUGAAGAAAUCCUUAUCUUUUGGGGAUAAUACCCUCCCUGGCUGAAGAUGAAGGUAUCUCUAGAGCCUUUCGCAGUGUCUGUACACAGUAGUUAACAAAUACUGCAUGUAUAUGAGAGAGUGGCUUCCAUGUGGGUGGGGUACCCCGUCUUCCUAGCAAGUCUUCUAUUCACCCCCCCUGCCUGGAGUCUGCCCCACCUCGUUGGGUCAGUUGCUCUCCAGAUGUGACUUCUAAAGCGGAUUUAUUUCAUAGAGCCGAGAGCCCUCGGUGUGCCACGCCCUUGUCACAAUUGCGCAAAUGAUGACUAGCCCUUCCUACCAGUGUUCUCUCCUCAAGCUCUGUUCCACUCCAACCUGACCCACAAAAUAUAGAAGUGCUGUUUUACAACUUUGUUGAGUUCUCACUUGAUUCUAGAUACGUAACUUGUAAAAUGGUAUUGCACAGUUUAUUCUGGGCAGUUUCUGAGUCAUUUUUAUACACAGAUGACAGCAUAUUGUAAGUGCGUCGUAUUAUGUAAGGGCUUGUUUCUCCAGGUCAUACCAGCUGAGUCAUGGUUUGGAAAAAAAGAAGUACUUGGCAUAGUCAAAAGCAUAUAAGUUUAAUCCUGGCCCUUCCCGUUCUAGCUGUGUGAUCUUAGGCAAGUCACUUAAUCACAUGAGCUUCUGUUUUUCAAGUGUAAAAUGGGCAUAAUCAUUCCUAUCCUUGCUACUGAAGGUUCAAGGUGGGGACUUGAGUAAGAGAGAACAAGAGACUAAGCAAUUUCAAUGGAUUUCUGGAAGACUAAGCACAUGGAAGAACACUGAGUGGGAGAAGCUAUAGCCCAGGAUGUGCUUGGAGGGUCUUGCAGAAGACAGGGGAGCCUCCCUCUGUGCUAGAACCUUGCUGAGGUUGGGGACUCGGAAAAGUUAUCGGAAUGACUAGAAGAUGGAAGAUAGUGAAGAUCUCUAUACAAAAUGGUCAUCCUCCAUCCCUGUUCCUCAACUCUGGUGCCAGGAACCCCCAGCAACUAGAUGCUCAAUCACAGAGAAAACCAAAACCAACCAACCGAUGACCAGAGGGGACUUUUAUAAAGAGAGUGAAGGAUCUUUCUGAGAAAACUUGGGCAGCUGCAGCUGUUGGUACCGCGGCACAAAGUCAUCUACAUUCCGGCAUUUGAGAGGCCUCAGCACAAUGAUCAGAUCUCUGACUAUUCACCCUAAAUUGAAGCCUGCCAAUCAGCAAGUUCCACAUACGUGCUAAAAGUACGAGUCAGCCUUUCUCCUAUCUCAUUCUUAAGAAUAGCCUGACAACUGGAGUCACCAAACAUUUGAGAAAAACCUACAGUAUGACAAAGAAAGGUAAACAGAGAAGAAGCGACCGCAGAAGAAACAUAAUUCAGGGAAUAUAAGAAGGGCCAAAUAAAAAUCCUACAAAAUGAGUUACUUACCACUAGAGAGAUGUGAAAUGAUAUUACAUCUGUUAAACAAGAACAUGAUGCUACAAAAAGGAAGAGUUAGAAAAUGGGAAGGAACUCUUGGAAAUGAUAUAUUCAACAGAUAGAUCAAUAGAUGAGUGAAACAAGUUUGGCAAGUGUUAACAGUUGUUGAAGUCUGGUGGUGGAUAGAUAUAUAAGUGUUCCUGUACUAUUCUUCCAACUUUUCUGAAUACUGGAAAAUUUCAUUAAUAAAUUUUUGAAAAAACAAAAUAAAAAAGAUAACAGUUUGACAUAAAAAUUCGCUGAAGAAGUGAAUCCUGCUUUUGACACUUAGUAGCUAUAUGACAGCAGUGAUGCCAAGAGAUGGUUCUUGGGGAGGAAAUGGGAACUGGGGGAGACUUGAUUCUAUGCAGAUCCUCCAUGGAGCCACCACCUGUGCCACCCAGAAGCAUAAGGGCAGCAUGCUUUAGCACAAACCUCCUAGACACUACAUUUUGGCUCCAAAGGCCCACCCACCAAAAGCUAUGUGACCCGGGUGAAGUACUUAAUUUAUCCAUGGACCUAGUUUCGAGUAGAUCUGAAGGAUGAAGAGGAAAGAGGAGUUUAGGAUGACUUCCAGAAUUCUGGCUGGAGUGACACCUCAGGAAGAGGAGGCGUAGGCAUUCCUGGGGGGUUGGGAGGUAUUUCAGGCCAAAGGACUCAAAGAAUGACCUUCUCUGUAGAAGCAGUGUGGAGACUCAGAGUCAUCUAAUUUUAACAACAUGGGAUUUCUGCUUGUAUCCCAAGCUAAUGAAGAGGAAUGAAGCAGUUAUGUCUGUUCUUUCAAAUGUUCUAUAAUGAGCAUAUAUUGCUCUAUUUGUAAAUAGAGAUUAUUGUUAAAGCCUUCCUAUGGUGUAAAGCUCAGAAACGGCAAAAACUGCUACAGGAUGUUGUAUAUUAUGAGCUAUAUUUUUAAUUGAGCAUUUAUAUGAUUGUGUGCUAAAAUUACGCUUUUAAGUGCAUGCAUUUGAACCGAUAAACUCAAUUUAUAUCAGCUGAUGUAUAACAGCAAGAUGCAGCUUGAUGUGUUUUGGCAGCAGCUGAGGGAGAAACUGACAACAGCUAUAACCACAGAAUGGGACAUCCAACCCCGGCAGUGAAGGUGGCAUCCGGAGUAGAGGUGAGUAGUGAGGGACCGUUCUCGCAGCUGGAGUGCUGCUGAAACAAUAGACAGGGCAGCUGGGGGUGGGAGCCAUUCAGGAUCCCCAAGGAAGGAAAAAAUCUAGGGUGCGGGAGGUUGGAGGUCCGGUACUAACACCAGGAGGAAAUCCUACAAAUAACGGUACAAGAUGGCUCACCGAUUACAUUUCUGGGUAUUAGUAAUCGAUUAUCCCUGACCUUCACCAUAACCUUGUAUGAUUGUUAGGUUUGGUUUGGUUUUGUCAGAGUUAAAAAAGAAAAGGCAAAUAGUACAGGAGGAUUUACAAAAAGAAGCAAUGGUUCCUUGCUCUUUAUUCCUCAGCCUCAGUCCCACUUUGCAAGGCAACCACUGUUAGCUUCCCAGCUUUAACUCUGCUGCUGAUGCCCUCCAACUGUGUAAAUACGAUGGAUCUACGAUACGUAGAUACGUAAACACGAUGGAUGUUUUACGACAUUACUUACUGACUCUUGCAAUGACAAAUAUUCAUUUUACUUAAUAUCACCCCCGCACACACAGUAGUUACAUCACUAUUUUUAUCUUACUCACUUUUGCAGGUUUAAUUUCCUUCAACGUUUGUUUUUAGUUCUCCCAAACACAGACAGCAUCUCUUGGCUUUCCAUUUUGUGAGAGGAGGGUAUUUGAGCGCCUACGUCUCCUGGACUCCCCACCUCUGCUUCCACCUCCAGACUUUUCAUCAAGCUGUACUCAGAUUUCCAUGGCUGAGAACAUUUACAUUCCAUUCUGUAACCACAGUUAAGUCUUCUACAGCUUGUCCCUAGGUGAGAGUCUGUUAGAGUCUAAUAGACAGUAGCAAUAAACAGCAUUAACGCAAACUUUCCUUCACAGCAGAGACAAGAAGUGUGUUUCCUUCUCCGUAGUCAGUGUCACAACCCCGUGCUGCUCAAUUUCUCAGAAUCGUGGUGCACCCUAAAUCCAAUGAUGAAUGGCCUUAUAAGGAACAAAAAAAGGAGACGAACAGAGAGAUACAGAAGAGAAGGCCAUGUGAAGAUGGAGGCAGAGACUGGAGUGAUGCGUCUACAAACCAACCAACACUAAGAAUUUCCAGCAGCCACCAGCUAGACUAAAACUCUCUUUCUUUAGCAAUACUUUUGGGCGAGUAAGUUUCCUCUUGGCAUGAUCUCUAUUGAAGCAGCUUCUGACCCCUAACAAGCUGGGAACAAUCCUCCAGUCCUGUAUCAUUCUGCUUUAAAUUGGAAACUUGAACUGCAGAGGGGAAUUACCUGCAAUUAUCAUUUCACAGCUGUUUGUAAGAUUCCCCCCUUCAACCUCUGCUGCAUGCGGUCUGUGGAAGUAAAGGAAGUCAAGCACUGUGGGCUAAAAGCUUUAGCAGGUGGCUGCUGUCUUCCUGUGAAGGGGCUUGAGAAGGAGAGCAGAGAAGCAGAUCAUCCACAUAUUGCAACAAAGUGGAACCUCUCUGGAAUUUUUUAUCAUCAAGAUCAGCCUUCAGGAUUUGUAAGAAAUUAAUUGUAGAUUAAAUUCAACAACAAAACAAACCAUGCAGAGAUUAAAGAAGAGUUCUUUAUAUGCCUGGUUCAUGCAUCAAAAAAAUAAAGUUAUGGAUGCCUCUUUAGGCUCCUCUGACGACGUUGAAAAGGGAAAUGACCCAUAUGAAGUGACAUCAGGAAUCUGUGACGGAGCCACCUGUGAAAGCUAUGAGCCGAAUGAAUUGAUAUCUGUAACCAGUAAGGAAGCCAUCACUGAAAGCACUGCUUUGAGUGAAUUGACAACAGGAAGACCUGAUGGACCCACCACUAAUACCUAUGACCAGAGCGAGGUGGAAAAAGUAACUUGUGUUGAACCCUUCGAUGAAAGUAUGAAGGAACAGCUGUCCAAGAUCGAUGAUGGUGAUGAAGACAUUGACCUUCUCAAUUCACAUUACAGCAAGAUUAAGAGAAUUGUGUACUUCAUUGUAUCAUCCUUCACUUUCAGAAUAUUUGGAAUUUUGCUGACCUUUGUGGAUCUGUCCCUCAUCAUUACAGACAUAGUUGUCUCUGAUGGCACGAUGUAUAUUCCUUUGGAAUAUCGUUCAGUUUCUUUAGCUAUUGCUUUAUUUUUUUUCAUGGAUGUUUUCCUUCGAGUAUUUAUAGAAGGGAUACGACGGUAUUUUUCUGAUAUAUUUAACUCCUUAGAUGCUGCCAUUAUUGUGGUGACUCUACUGGUCAAUAUUGCUUAUAUUUUCUAUGACUUUAAGGUUCUUAAAGAUUUCCCCAAAUUGACAAUUAUUUUACGACCUCUACGACUUAUCACUCUGAUAAGAGUUUUUCAUCUGGCUCAUCAAAAACGACAUCUUGAAAUGCUGACCAGGAGGAUGGUUUCAGGAAACAAACGGCGAUACAAGAAGGAUGGAUUUGAGUUAGACCUCACUUACAUUACUGAGCGUAUUAUUGCCAUGUCAUUCCCAUCUUCUGGAAAGCAGUCUUUCUAUAGGAAUCCCAUUAAGGAAGUUGUACGGUUCCUGGAUACCAAGCAUCAAAACCACUACCGAGUCUACAACCUCUGCAGUGAAAGAGCUUAUGAUGCUAAGUACUUCCAUGAUAGGGUCCGUCGAUACAUGAUUGACGAUCACAAUGUCCCCUCUUUGAGUGAGAUGGUGGCGUUCUCCAAGGAAGUAAAAGAGUGGAUGGCUCAAGAUGAGGAAAACAUCACAGUGAUUCACUGUAAGGGGGGCAAAGGAAGAACUGGAACUAUGAUCUGUGCCUACCUUCUUGCCAGUGAAAUAUUUGCAACCGCAGAGGACAGCCUUUAUUAUUUUGGAGAACGACGAACAGAUAAAUCCACCAGCAGUAAAUUUCAGGGAAUAGAAACUCCUUCUCAGAACAGAUUUGUUGGAUAUUUUGCAAUGGUGAAAAAUACCUACAAUUUGACUCUUCCUCCAAUGAAAAAGCUCACGAUGGAAAAAAUCAUUAUUUAUUCAAUUCAAGGUGUUGGAAAAGGCAAUGGAAAUGAUCUAAAAGUACAAAUAAUAAUGCAACGAAAGCCUGUCUUUUUCUGUUCUGCUUCCAAAAACUCUAGGAUAGUUCAUGAUGCUGAAACAGACACAGUAAUAAUUAAUCUAUCCAACUGUCCACCUCUGUAUGAUGAGGUGAAAGUGAAAUUCCUCUCUUCUUCGGAUCUUCCUAAAUACUAUGACGACUGUCCAUUUUUCUUUUGGUUCCAUACAUCUUUUAUACAAAAUAACAGGCUUUAUCUUUCAAGAAGUGAAUUGGAUAAUCCCCACAAACCAAAAGCAUGGAAAAUUUACCGUCCAGAGUUCGCAGUCGAGGUAUAUUUUGAUGACGUUAUCUAAGUGUAGUUCCCCUUCUAGGCUAGAAUCAUGUUCUUCCCAAUCCUUGCUACCUAUUUAUAUCUUUUAAACCUAUUUCCUUGCUGAUAUAGAUACAUAUGUCCUUGAGAACUCUAUUAAAUAUAUACAAAAGAGAAUGUCAAUGGCAAUAGUUUUUUUUGAAAGAACAUAUGUCACAGUUUUCAUUUGUAUUGAGAUAAAUUUGAAACAGUACACGGGAACGUUAUCACUUAACAACUCAGAAAUAAAA